This is a messenger RNA of Helianthus annuus (common sunflower), 1251 nucleotides long. Its product is annotated as probable serine/threonine-protein kinase kinX. Lineage: Eukaryota; Viridiplantae; Streptophyta; Magnoliopsida; Asterales; Asteraceae. Bases 1 to 1251 code for a protein of 416 amino acids. The transcript has 3 exons. The record is from RefSeq and is a predicted model, not a curated record.
AUGGGGCAUGCAACUGACAAUGCAAUCGUCAACAAACAAUUCUUGCACAAUGUUACACCAAACGUUCAAAUAAACCAAAUGAACUGGUGUAGUUAUAUCAUCCAAUGCUUGCAACACGCCAAAACCGCAUGGGCUCCUAAAAAGCAUUACACAGGGUCGCUAAUCGUACUUGCGCUUGCCUUGGUGAACGAUGCUUGCAAUAGGAAAAAAUGGGACCAAAAAGAAGGAUACCCAAUUGAGUGGGUUACAACAGAAACUCUUGACUUAUUUGAGAGUACAAUGGUAAAACACCUUGUGCGCAAUGAAGUAAAAAGGAAAACAGUCAAAAAAGGUAAAGGAAGCAAGCCCCAAAAAGCAAGAAAAAUGCAGGUUGUUGUUCAUGAGGAAGAUGAUGGUGAUGAUGUAGAGAAUGAAGAUAAAGAUGAUGUUCACAAGGUCGAUGAGCAUGAUGAUGAGUUUGAUGAUGAUGAUGAUGAUGAUGGUUUUGAUCAUGAUGAUCAUUAUAACUAUGAGGUGCAAAACGCCAUGCCCUUCAAUGAUGAUGAAGAGGCUUCACUUCAAAGGAUGGUGAAUGAGGAUAGAGAAAGUCGGGAAACGAUGUUUGAAGUUUCUGCAUCAGGAAACCAUACUCUUAUCAGAGGAGUAACACAGUAUGAAAACAUUUAUCUUGAUGAAGAAGAACAAAACAAAGAACCUGAAGAGGAAAUGGCUGAUAAAUUGGAUGGAGCAUACAAAGAAUUAGAAGACUGUUACAAUAAAAUGAGCACAUUGUUAAAACAAUCAAAGACUGAAUACCCAAACAGCCUCCUGGUACACAUUAAAUACUCACAAUGUAUGACAUUGUUGGAGAACAUCUCAAAAUUUGUUGAUGAAAACGCCAAAGAAAUGCCAGCUGAAACAGAAGAAGAUACAGAAGAAACUGGGGAUGAAAAUGAGGUGGUACUAGGAGAUGAAAAUGAACAAGAAGGGGAAAAGGAGAUGGCUGAAAAAGAAAACGCCAUUGAAGAGCAAACAGUUCAUGAAAACGCCAAAGAAUUUGAAAAUAAAGAACAAGGAGAGGAAGGAUGUGAAAAUGAAGAAGAAAGGGAGAAGGAGAUGGCUGGAAUUGAAAACGCCAUUGAAGUGGAAACAGUUGAUCAAAACGCCAUGGAAGUGGAAAUAGUUCAUGAAAACGCCAUUGAAGUUGAAAAUGAAGGAAAAGGAAAAGAAGAAGGAGAAGGAAAAAGAAAAGGGGAAGGAGAAGAAGAAUAG